This is a messenger RNA of Pollicipes pollicipes, 2397 nucleotides long. RefSeq lists its product as uncharacterized. Lineage: Eukaryota; Metazoa; Arthropoda; Thecostraca; Pollicipedomorpha; Pollicipedidae. Bases 1 to 2397 code for a protein of 798 amino acids. The transcript has 19 exons. The record is from RefSeq and is a predicted model, not a curated record.
AUGGCAUCGGAUGCGGAGCUGGCCGCUGCGGAGGAGCCGAAGACGGAGCAGCCGGGCACGGAGGAGGAGCCGAAGACGGAGCAGCCGGACGCGGAGGAGGAGCCGAAGACGGAGCAGCCCAAAGCGGACGAACUGAAGGCCGAGGAGGAGCCGCUGAAGGAGGAGCAGCCGGACGUGAAGGCACAGCCGAAGGAGGACGAGAUGGACGGAGAGGAGCCGUCGGAGGAGGACGCGGCGACCGAGUCCGGCGAGAACAAGAUCGUCAUCUCGCUGGGGGAGCUGGUGGAUCUGGCGCUGUGCACGCCCGAGCCGGGGGCGGUGAACUUCAACCUGCUGCGAUCGGUGCUGCACGCGCUGGUGCAGCGACUCGACCUGGUCGACAUCAAGGCCGACAUUUUGGACGAGGACACCAGCCAGGUGUUCGCACAAAUAGUGAGUGACCACGCGGCGCCGCCGCCAGUGGACGGGAAGCUGCCAUCUGUCGUCACCUGCUACGGAAGCCAACUGGAGAACGCCGAGAAGCUGGGCCUGAAAGAUCUGCGGCCACUCACACGCCACAGGACACCCACCGGGGAGCCCGGCGCCGGCCUCAGCUCGUCAGACUCGAUCGGCCUCAGCAGCGGCUCUGACUCGGAGACGGGCGAGAGGCGGCGCCACAGUCGCCGCGGCACGUUGAGCGAGGUGGCCGAGCAGCGGCUGCGCCAGUCUGGCCGCCAGUCGGCCGUCUCCAUCGGCUCGGGUGUCGAGGGCUCGGCAGUGCUUGCCGAUUACACCAGCCUCGACAAGCUGCAGAAGAAGCUGGGAGAGGUGGAGGAGAAGCUGGACGUGCUGGACAUGGCGGAGAUGCUGCCCAAGCUGCGGGAGUUCCAGCAGGCGCUGAGCGGCUCGCAGGAGGAUGUGCAAGGUCUGUGGCAGUCGCUGCAGCUGAUGAAGAAGGUGGACGCUAACGAGGAGGGCAUCGAUAAGCUGACCGGCAUCAUCGAGCACACCAUGAGCAAGCUGAAGAAAGUCAAGAAGCACACGGAUCGACUAGAUAAACAGCUGAGCGAGCUACUCGGAAUGGCGGGCGAGAAGGGUGAAAAACCGGUCUCGCUCGCCGACAUGGAGACCAAGUACGUCGAGAUCAAGAACGUGAUCGCCGGCUUGAUGGGCGUUACGCAGGAGGACGGCAUGCCGGCCGCCUCCUCAGACGACCUGCGCUCGCUCGGCGCCGGCAUCGUCACCUGGAGCGGGCUGGAGGGCGCCCUGGAGGACGUCAAGGGCGACCUCAAGGCCAUGGACCAGCUCAGCGACGAGACUCUGAAGGCGGUGGAGCAGCAGCAGACGGAGGCCCGGCAGCAGGAACUGAUCGAACAGGGUGGCGAUGCGUCGAACAGUGAGACAAAGGCGAAGCGGUUACUGGCCCACCUCAGCGAGCUGCUGGACAAGCAUAAGAUUCUAGAGAAGCGUGUGUCCCAAAUGGAAGCGGCCCUAGGAGACAACUUCUCCGACAAGGUGAUCGAGCAGCUCACCCUGCUGAAGGCUUCCGCCUCCCAGAUCCAGGAGCUGCGUAUGAAGCUCAGCAUGACGGAGAAGGAGCAAAGUGGCGGCUGGAGCGACCUGGACGUCGUGGCCGAAGGCUCGCUGCACCGGCAGGGGAGUAGCAGCCAGGGCAGCUUCGUCGGCCCGUCGCUGUCGCUGAAUCUCACUAGCCUCCGCGAGCCCUCGCAGAUGGACCUCAACCACCUGACCGACUGGCUCAACUAUAACAAGGCGCGCAUGGAGCAGCUGGAGAAGGCGCUCGUCUCCCAGUCGGAGCAGGUGCGGGACUUCGGUGACCGUCUGGGGGACCAGGUCGUCUCGUUCCGUGACAAGCUGGAGCGGGUGGAGCGCGAGCUGGCCGGCAUGCUCGGCCGCCUCUCCUCGGCUGCCAACAAGCCCGGCAUGACGCGCGAGGACGCCGCUGCCUUACACGACGCCUACGCCAAGAUCCAGGCGCUGCAGAUGGACGUCGAGUCGCUCAGCGCCGUCUCCAAGAAGAUCGUCGACGACCGCGGCCAGAUCGACGACGAGCUGGCGAUGCUGAUUCGCGCUCUGGAGGAGCUCAAGGAGUGCAAGGUCGACCGGGCAACGCUGGACGAGCUGAUCGAGACCAAGGCUGACCGGUCCAGCGUCGAGAAGAAGGUCUCCAGCUGGCAGUUCGAGCAGGCGUGCCAGGAGCUCAGCGAAGGCCUCGGCUCCAUGCUGGAGAAGAUGGGCUCACAGGAGACCGAUUGGAUCCGCAGCGUGGACGAGAUCCACGCGACCUGCACAAAAGCUGGACCGCGUGGAGCUUGGCGCCAGCUGCGCCGCUACAUCAACUCCACGGCUCAAGGAACAUCAUGGCCAAGCCUGAACCGGCUGAUCGCACGUCGCUAG